Paramacrobiotus metropolitanus is the source of this 1611-nucleotide messenger RNA. RefSeq names its product U5 small nuclear ribonucleoprotein 40 kDa protein-like. NCBI's taxonomy places the organism in Eukaryota, Metazoa, Tardigrada, Eutardigrada, Parachela, Macrobiotidae. The transcript is spliced from 7 exons. The record is from RefSeq and is a predicted model, not a curated record. Gene Ontology annotation, cellular component: catalytic step 2 spliceosome. Gene Ontology annotation, molecular function: protein binding; RNA binding. Bases 222 to 1280 code for a protein of 352 amino acids.
UGCCGCGGAUCUUUCGUUUGGUUUGGGACUGUUUUUAGUAAAGAAAUAUUCCUUGCAGUUGCUGUAUAAACUUAGUUGAAAUAACGGAUAGCAUUUUACUGGUUGUAGUGAAGAUCGAAGGCUGCUCAUCGGGCUGUGUUCUUCUUUUUUGGAAUUGGCUCGGGAAAUUCGUAGUGGAUUGACAAAGUUUGAUUGAGUGGUUGUCGUUGUCAGCUUGAAAUAUGGCGCAAGUUGCGAAGCGCAUGGGUGAAAGCGACGCCAUGGUUCCCUUGGCGAAGCGUGCUCGAAAUGAGCUGGUUCCGUCCACAGGCGGAGCAGGUGGCGGCGAACUGGUCUUAUCUGGUAUUCCUCGAACCUCCACUCUGGAAGCUCCCAUUAUGCUGUUAGCGGGACAUGGUGGCGAAAUAUUCACUGCGAAAUUUCAUCCCGAUGGAAGUGCACUAGCGUCCGCUGGCUUUGAUCGGCAAAUUUAUCUUUGGAAUGUUCACGGUGAAUGUGAAAAUUAUGCGGUGCUUCCCGCUCACAGUGGGGCGAUUAUGGAUCUCCAGUUUUCGGCUGAUGGAAAAAAAAUUUUCACGGCUGCGACGGACAAAACAGUUGGAAUAUUUGAUUUCGAGACAGGCGCGCGUUUAAAGCGUUUUAAAGGCCACCAAAUGUUCGUCAACAGCUGCCAUUCCAGUCGGAAAGGACCAGAAUUGAUAUGCAGCGCCAGCGAUGAUGGAACGGUGAAAGUAUGGGAUCCCCGAAGCCGGGCGUUUGUGCGCUCAUUCGAUUCCAAAUAUCCUCUUUUGGCUUGUUGUUUCAAUGAAAAUUCAGAUGCCGUUAUCACCGGUGGCAUCGAUACAGAGAUUCGGGUUUGGGAUUUGAAAAGCGAUAGCAUGCACUUCAGUAUUCCGGGGCACACCGAUACCAUCACAGGGUUGGCUUUGGAUCCAACCGGCAACUUUGUCCUUUCCAACUCAAUGGACAACACGGCGAGAAUAUGGGACAUUCGACCUUAUGCUCCUCCUCAGCGCUGCGCGGGGCUGUUCACCGGACAUCAACAUAAUUUUGAAAAGAACUUAUUAAAAUGUGCGUGGUCGAAAGACGGGAAAAGAGUCGCAUGUGGGUCGGGUGAUCGGUUUGUUUACAUCUGGGAAACACAAACUCGCAAGAUUCUCUACAAAUUGCCGGGACACAAUGGAUCAGUGAACGAUGUGCAGUUCCAUCCGAACGAACCAAUAAUUCUCUCAGUUUCCAGCGACAAACAGAUUUAUUUAGGAGAAAUUGAACCGAGCUGAUUCCAAGAACGGAGUUCCUGUCGGUUCGUUUCAUCACAUUUUUUGUGCAUCUGCUGAUCAGAAGCAGCUUUGAUUAGCUACAUGAGGCACACUGAUGGAUUUUCCGGCUUUUUUCAGUGAAACUUGCGCUUGAGAUUUGAAUUCAUCGAUGUGGACGUAGCAUCCCUUGUAAAAUAAGAAAAGCCGUCGGACAUGUAGGUCUUUUACAUUAUGUUGUCAAUUUUUUAUUUCUGCGUUGAUUCACUGCAAAACAGUUCUUUAAAAUAGCAGUAUUUUUCCUUACUUGGAAAUGGCGAAGACCGGAGCUCGUAGUAAACGCAUUUCUCCCAUG